AUGUCAGAGCGCCUUCGAGAAAGACUGGGUUUAUUAUCCGAGGAGUUUGAUGGAAGCCUUCGAUCCGCCUCUCCAUCCGGUAGUCGUUCUCCACGAAGAAUGAGCCGAUCACCGCGACCUCACGGAGCUCAUGAGCCUGCAAUCGCUGUGACGCGGCCUUUCGUGAGACAAUCCCAUCCGGAAAUCGCUGCAUGGCCUGCACCACCGCCAGCUCAUCAAUUGAGUUGCUUAUCUGGAAAUGUUCGAACACCGGUUGGAGGACCAGCUCCACCUUCCCCAGUUCUCAGAAGAGCACCGAGUGGUCCGAUAUCACCCUCACCAAUAUCACCAGUUAGCCAACAUUCACGUGCCAGCUCCAAACAUGACAUAGACAACACUUCGCUUCUCACAGUACUCAAAAUGUCUCAUGUAGCCCGAGACUCAUCAAGAAACACAUCUAGGACUAAUUCUCCCCAGCCUGCCGGUCGUGAAACAGAGCUCAAGCGAAAAAUUCAAACUCUGGAAGAGACUGUAGCAGAAUAUGAACGACAAAAAAACAAUGUAAUGGGUACAUUCAGUGAAUACAGAGAACGAGUUGCUGAACGAGAACGAAAACUAGAAGCCGAGUACUCCAGUAAGAUCAUUGCAUUAUCAGAGGAAGUGUUAGGUGCUAAGAAGGACUUCGAAGCAAGGAUGAAGAGUUUUCAAGCGCUACAAGACAAGUUCGAGCGAGAAAAAGAGCAAGCCUUGGAGAAGCUGAGAAAAGAGCAUCAGAAGGAAAUUCAAGUUUUGGAGCAGAGAUUUUCAGAUACCCAACUGCUCAAUCUCGAACAGAAAUAUAUUCUUGAAAUUCAACGGUUGGAAGAAGAGCGUAAAUCUUUGCGAUCCGAAAAAGAACGACUUGGAGAGACUUUUGAGAUGAAGUUGAGACGGGCACAGUCUCUGUAUGAAACCGAGUUGACUGCUGCAAAAAUGCUGUAUACCAAGGAACUGGAGGCUUUGAGAGAUCAUGAAGAAGCACUGAAGGAAGAGCUUCUGGCUAGACAAGACGAGUUUCAUGAUCGUCUUCAAGAAUUGCAACUUCAAUCCAAAAGAAGUCGCGAAGACCUGAACUCUUGUAAGAAUGAGGUUACGGCUCUAGAGAAGAAACUUCAGAACAAGGAGAAGGAAGUGCAGGCGUUGACUAAGGAGCUGGAUCAAGUAAAGACUGAGACGAAUGACAACAUUCGGCGAUUGACAGCAGUCACUUCUGAAUUCACAGAAUGCAAACAUAAAUUCCAGCAACAAGAGGAAGAAUUAAGACGGAAAGCUCGAUUGCUCACUGUUGUUGAAGCUGCUAAAGAGAAAUUGGAAUCUGUGAUUUCCGAUUUGCAAAUCGAAGUGAAGGCAUUGAAGAACAAAGUUGAAUUCCUUGAAACUGAGCGAAGAAACCUUCAAAGUCAAAGCGAAAGCCAGACUCAACUUCAAUCAUCUCAAGUCAAUGCUCUUGAAGCUGUUCUUGAUAGUGUAACCAAGGAAAAGGAGAACACGAAAGAGCACUAUGAAAGUCUCCUUCUCAAAGAACGACAACAAGCUGAAAUCAGAGAGCACGCGAUGAAAAAGGAGUUUAGUUGCAAGUUAAAUGAGUUGGAAGAACAGUAUACCAGUCUGAAGGAGGAAUUGGAAGAGUCGGCACGUCUUGAUAAAGACGAGCUUCGCGAGUCUUCGCAGAUUGAGAUUCAAGCUUUGCGAACCGAGAAGAGUAUUCUAGCUGCUGAAAUCAGAGUGUUGACUCAAAAGAUUGAGGAUGAAGAGCAAGAUGAUAUCACUGAACAGCUCGCGAAGAUUGUGGAGGACACUUCUCAACUGACCAGGACUCUUGAGGAAUACCGAGAGAGAAUCACUGGAAAAGAUGCCGAAAUCAUGACUCUCCGAAAACAACUGGAGAAGGAAAUCACUCACACCGAGGAUAGGAACCGAUUGUUGCAAGAGAACACACAGAAAGAGCUGGAAGAUCACAAAGAGAAGCACUCCGAGACUGUACGCGUUCUUAAUGCUGAGAUAGAAAUCAAACUAUCUAAAUUUCAGAUUGACCAGUUCAAGAGUGCAUUUGAGAACGAGAAGGAGUACGGUAAGGAGAAGUCCACAAAGAUUAGGGAAUUGGAAGCUCAAAACAAAUCACUAUUCAAUGAAUUGGAGAAGGUCAAGCAUGAAGCGGUGCAGUUGGAAGCUUCAAAUUCUGGAAACGAAGAGCUCCAGAAUGAACUUGAAGCUAAGAACAAGAAUAUUGAGUCUUUGGAGCAAGAGGUUGCCAAACUCAAUGAGAAGAUUGCUGCUCAAGAGGCGAGUAAGAACAAUGAGUUGGAAAAGACAAUUGCUGAACUUGAAAAUGACAAUAGCUCAAAGACAGAUCAGAUCGAGAAGUUGCAUUCGAGAGUCAACGAAAUGCUAGAGCAGGUGGGCAGCAUCCAAGAGGAGUUGGUGAAAAAGAAUGAGGAAAUCAAAACUAUCACCGCCAGAUCAACUCAACUAACUGAAAUCAAUAUCACUCAAGCCACCGAAUCGAAAGCCAAACUUGAAUCUGUCUCAGAAGAACACGAGGAGGAGAUGAAGAAAUAUCAAGAGCAAAUUGUGGAAAAGGAAAAGGAAGUGUCAACCAAGUCUGAAAGAAUUGGAGAACUUGAAACUUGCUUGAAAGAGCGUGAAGUAGAGCUGACAGACAUGCGAAAUAAGCUUGAGGAUAUGACCCAACAGUUGAACGAAGAAACGACAGUGGUGCUUUUCGACAACUCCAUUCAAGAGAAAAUAAACGAAAAAGAGACAGCGAUUAGCGAAUUGACUCAGAAAUUGGAGUCAAGGGAUUCUGAAAUCGCCCAACUUCACGAAGAAAUGAAUAAUCAACAACGACAGGCUGAGAAGAAAUACGAGGAAAAAGAGACGCUGUUGAGAGAACUUAGAAUGGAAAAAGAGCACUUUGAAGCUGAAAAGGCAGAGCAGCAACGAAUUGAGGCUGAAGUAGGAAACGUUUUUCAAUUGGAGCAUGAAGCUGAGUGGAAGGAGAAGGUUGAGAAUCUAGAGACUGCUCUUCAGAGAAAAAACGAAUUAAUCCAACAGCUACAAGAACGGCUCACAGAUGAAUCCACAUCAGAACCUCAUAUCAAGAAACGAAUGAGCAUCACUUCUCAUGGUGUCUUUCAAAACUUUGUAAGCCAAAUGAAAGAUAAACGAGAAGAGGCUAGUGAGAAACGGACCAGAAAGGAAGCUGAAAAGAAAGCAGAAAAGGAGAAGGAGAAAGCUGAAAAGGCAGCUAAAGAAGCUGCUAAAGAACUGGCCCGUGAAAAAUCCCCAGCUCGCGCAAAGUCACCAUCCAUUCUAACCAGAUUCCGUGAUCGUAGUCCUGCGAAAUCAAAGUUGGACAAUCUGGAGACGACCGAAUCCACUUCUAGCAGAAAUUUGCUCUCUCCUUUUGAUGCUGAGAAACGAAUGGAACGAAGUUCUCCAUCACGACCACUCUUCAGCAAAUCGUCCAAGAAGGAAGGUUCCUCUUCGGAGAAACGACCCGCUUGGAAAUUCUAA
Molecule: messenger RNA, 3534 nt
Organism: Caenorhabditis briggsae
Lineage: Eukaryota; Metazoa; Nematoda; Chromadorea; Rhabditida; Rhabditidae
Gene: Cbr-tag-278
Product: Protein CBR-TAG-278
Exons: 15
Coding region: 1-3534 (1177 amino acids)
Source: RefSeq, a predicted model, not a curated record